Molecule: messenger RNA, 1725 nt
Organism: Cyphomyrmex costatus
Lineage: Eukaryota; Metazoa; Arthropoda; Insecta; Hymenoptera; Formicidae
Gene: ZnT63C
Product: solute carrier family 30 member 1
Exons: 9
Coding region: 251-1585 (444 amino acids)
Biological process (GO): zinc ion transmembrane transport; intracellular zinc ion homeostasis; detoxification of zinc ion
Cellular component (GO): membrane
Molecular function (GO): zinc ion transmembrane transporter activity
Source: RefSeq, a predicted model, not a curated record
GAGAAAAUCAGUUUAGCCAUGGGCGCUACAGUGCGUCGUGAGUUCUUGUCGUGUGCCUUGUCUGUACCUGCCAACGAUGCGCUCUGUGCAUACGCGUGAUCGCGCGACGGAUCAUGUCCAGGAGCGUUCUUCACGCGCCUUGUUCAAUUAGGGUCACUUGAUAAAUCGAACGAUCGGUGGCGAACGCGAAGGCAAAGACGGCGGAAAGGCCACGACAAAUUUUCCUCUCGAAAAGGUGUACACAGAUAUCAUGGGUCGUUAUACAGGAAAGAAAUGUCGUCUUUUGACAAUGUUAUGGCUGACAGCUUUAUUUUUUUUAGUCGAAAUCGUAGUUGGUUACGUCACCAAUUCGAUGGCUUUAAUAGCAGAUAGUUUUCAUAUGUUGUCAGACGUAGCCGCUUUAGUGGUAGCGUUUCUUUCUGUGAAGAUGUCACCGAAGAAAUGGUCCAAAAACACAUUCGGCUGGGCCAGAGCUGAAGUAUUGGGAGCUUUAGUGAACGCUGUAUUCUUGGUCGCUUUAUGUUUUAGUAUUACUGUGGAAGCAUGUAAAAGAUUUAUUGAGGUAGAAGAGAUACAUGAAGCUAAACUGUUGGUCGGAGUUGGGGCACUUGGUCUGUUGGUGAAUGUGAUAGGUUUAUGUUUAUUCCAUGAACAUGGAAGUGCUCAUGGUCACUCGCAUGGUAUAUCUCGAAGUCAUAAUAGACUAAGCACUUUGGUAGGCACAGACGAUAACGAAAAUGACGAAGCUUAUAGACCUUCGACACCCCAAGUAAAACGAGCGCAUGGCCAUUCACACGAUGCAAGUCAGAUGAAUAUGCGAGGGGUAUUUCUUCAUGUACUUUCCGAUGCGUUGGGGUCUGUCAUUGUAAUUGUGUCUGCUCUAAUUGUGUGGUUAACGAAGUGGAAGUAUAGAUUCUACAUUGAUCCUGCACUGUCGCUUUUAUUAGUCAUUCUUAUUCUACGUUCGGUGUGGCCGUUACUUCAAGAAUCAGCUUUAAUUUUAUUGCAAACUGUGCCAACACAUAUUCAGGUCGAUGCUAUACAGCAACGUUUGUUGGAGAACGUAGAUGGCGUAUUAGCUGUACACGAGUUUCAUGUAUGGCAAUUGGCAGGUGAUCGUAUUAUAGCAAGUGCGCAUAUAAGAUGUAGAAAUCUUUCAGAAUAUAUGAAAAUUGCCGAACAAGUUAAGGAAUUUUUCCAUAACGAGGGUAUACAUUCAACGACUAUUCAACCAGAAUUUAUUGACUAUCAUUCUAAUAGCGAAAUUAAAGAGACUCCUACGGAAGAUUGCGUGUUGGAUUGUCCAAAGACUGAUAAGCCGUGCAAUCACGCGACGUGCUGUGGUCCUUCCAAACAAUACGGCAUGGAAAGAGAUGGUCGUGAGACUCCUUCACCUGGAGAGACGCCGUACAUGUGUAGACAGCGUAACAGCUUGGCACGUUCGACCGGCUCUAUAGGAGGAACGGAGCAGCAAGAAGUGAAUGAGAUGGAACGCGGACACUUGUUAUCACUGCCCGCUUCGCAUCCGACAUCGUUUCACUCCGUCCAAGUUCCCCACACUCACGUUAAUGCACCAACUGUCUAAGCUCUCAUUGCAUUAUCAAAUAUAUCUACCUCUAUAGUAAAAUACGCGAGUUGCGUCACGAUUUAUUGUACAAAUGUACAAUAAAUAUAUAUCUAUAUAAAUUCAUUAAUGUUACAGUUGAUGGCAGUGGUUGAAUGACA